Molecule: messenger RNA, 2213 nt
Organism: Octopus bimaculoides (California two-spot octopus)
Lineage: Eukaryota; Metazoa; Mollusca; Cephalopoda; Octopoda; Octopodidae
Product: short coiled-coil protein homolog
Source: RefSeq, a predicted model, not a curated record
CGAGAGUUAUCGACCCUUGGCAACUGCUUGAAUUCGUUAUUCCUUUCUUUUUACUAUCUCUCUUCCUUAUUUCCUUCUGACGCCGACGAAUGUCGCGUGGUGGCGCUACGUGUAAGCAGCAAGCAAGUGCGCUGGCGUAAGGCGAAGAUCAAUAAUUGCCUUUCAGACCUCGUCUUAAUUAAUUAAUUACCUGCUGUAAGUCUUAUUUGAUCACUUCUACGGACGUAUAUAUAUCAUAUAUAACGUGUACAUAUAUGUUUAUUGCUAACAUUUACUAACCAAGUGUUCAAUACAUUUCGAAUGGAUUAAUAUAUAUUAUUAUUAUCAUUCUCUCUGCUUGCAUCCUCAUCAUUUUCUCCAUCCACUGUGGGGUUGUCUUACUAAUAUAUUAACACAAUAACGUUUGACUUUUCGUAUCCCAGCUUCGAACUUGCUUUAAUAACAGUUUGUCUUCUUUAUUUCCGAAUUGAAACAGAGUCACACACAUCUAUAUAUACACACACACACACACACAUACAUAUACAUAUAUACUAUAUAUAUCUGUCUCUUGCUAACAUUUCGAAUGGAUUAAUAUAUUAUUAUUAUUAUUAUUAUUCUCUGUCUGCUUGCAUCAUCAUCUCCAUCCAUCCAUUUACUAAAAUACAUUAACGCUGACUUUUGACAUCCCAGCUUUGAGCUUGCUUAAAUAACAGCAUUUCUGAUUUAUUCCCGAAUUGAAAUACAGACACAGACACCUAUAUAUAUUAACACACGCGCACACUCACACAUAUAUAUAUCUAUAUACCUACAAAUACAUUAAAAAAUUAUUUUCUUUCCCCAACCUGUACGUCCGUCCGUCCGUUCGUUUGUUUGUCUAUCUGUCCCGCAUGUCUGUCUGACUCUCCCCCCCAUCUCUCUCUACUGCGGCCCAUUUAUAUCUAAAUUGAGUAUUGACUGACUGUCUAGAGUGCUAAUCGAUAGUGUGUAUCAUAUAUACACACAUACAUACAUUAUAUAUCAUAUAUAUCAGUAUCUUCUUCUAUACGGACGGUGUCACAGCGUUACUGGUGUCAACACGCCCUAGUGCUGUAUAUUAAUAUACAUACAUAGACGUGUGGUAGUGGUACAUACUACAAAGAGCACUGCCUAUAUACAUAUAUAUUAUUUUAUCCGUCUGAAUCAUCGCAUAUACUCGAGAAGCUCUGAGAAGCUUCAUUACCAAAUAACCAGAUUUUCUUCCAUCUAUAUAUAUAUUUUAAAUUACGGAUUGUAGACUGUCCGUUACUUGAAUCAGUUUUGUAUGUUAAUAUAUACGUUUGGCGGUGCAAACGAGAUUACUCAUACAGAAUAUUAUUAUUAUUUUUUUGUGUGUAUGAAUGGUUGCAUAUAACGAAAAUCUCCUAGUGACUCCUUCUUAAAUACUCACUCAGCUUCUUCUAUAAAAUAUAUCAAUCUAUACAUACAUCUAAUUUUCUCUCUAUAUAUAUAUAUUUACACACACACAGAAGACAUAUAAAUAUAUUUUAUAUCGUUGAGCUGCUACACACACACACACAUAUAUCAAUAUAUAUAUCUUUCACUGCACUGUAUUACAAUCUGAGCCACGGUGAGUCAAGCCUACUCCAUCGCUGCUUUUCAUGAGGAUGUCUAAAGAGUGUGACAAAGAGCUAGUCGAUGUCCCACUACCGAGCGACGACAGCGAAAACGGAGACAGCCCAACACUAACACCUACAACUAUUACAGCAUCAACAACUCUUUCUACUAAUAACACUACAGCUACUUCAACAGCAGCAACAACAACCGCUACUACUUUUCCAAAUAUCUCCUGCAUCACUCCAACCACCAUCAACAUGAAAAUUAUAGAUGAUGCCAGCUCUGAUUCCCGCAGUGAAAUCUACAGGAGGGUUCCAGGAUGUUUUUACAUUGGUAAACUCAGCAGCAGUCAUAGUUUAGCUCCAGACAUGAACCGAGACGAAGAGGAAGAAAAACACCGACUGAUCUCGCAGGUACUGGAAUUGCAGAACACCUUGGAUGACUUAUCCACCCGGGUGGAUUCAGUGAAGGAAGAAAAUCUAAAGUUGAAAUCCGAGAACCAGGUUUUGGGCCAAUACAUCGAAAACCUGAUGUCCGCAAGCAGUGUCUUCCAGUCAACUUCUCCGGCAAAGGCCAAGAAGAAGCCGGCCAGUGGCAGCAACGUAGCAGUGGGCGGAGGAAUGGGAGGAGGAGGUGUGACU